This is a messenger RNA of Uranotaenia lowii, 764 nucleotides long. Its product is annotated as cysteine protease ATG4C-like. The coding region runs from base 40 to 582 and encodes 180 amino acids. NCBI's taxonomy places the organism in Eukaryota, Metazoa, Arthropoda, Insecta, Diptera, Culicidae. The transcript is spliced from 3 exons. Gene Ontology annotation, molecular function: protein-phosphatidylethanolamide deconjugating activity. The record is from RefSeq and is a predicted model, not a curated record.
AGUGCCGCUGAAAGUUCCCAUAGAACUGAGGACGGGAAAAUGGACAGCAAUUGUGACGAUGACAUGGCUGUAUGCUCCGGGGAAGCUCUGACUGCCUGCCAAACACGAACGAACUUCCAUUUGAAAAAUUAUCUUUCUUUUCACUAUCUGGGUCCUGAUUUCGAAACGACAUCGGGAUUUAAAUGGACCAAUUUUUCGAAGGAACAACCGCUCUGGCUGUUGGGACGAUGUUACCAUCAGAAAUCCACCCCCGGCCCAGCGUUGAUGGAAAACUCCGUAGAACUGACCAGUGCUAGUUUGGAAACCAAUCACAUAAUUUGUGAACAGCAGCAGGUUCAGAUGAGGCAGUCUCCCUCGGAAAUUUAUGUGGAAAGCCCUGCGGAAGAAACGGGGACCGAUGUCAUCGAAGACAGCAGCCCGGAAGCAAUAGUGGAGGAAGAAGGUUGCAUGAUCCGAUCGGGUCAGAUGUUGGUGGCGCAAGGUUUAAUUACGCAUUUCUUAGGCUGCAGCUGGGAUUCGGUGGCUGAGCAGUUCAGAUUAUUGGUUUCUCUGGGGAAGGAAUCUAGCAAAAAAACCGGGUGACUGGUACCAACCAGGGGCAGUUGCUCACCAACUGAGACAAGCGGUUAGGUUAGCGGCACAAGAAAUAACCGAUUUGGAUGGAUUUCACGUAGAUGAUAGCACAAGAUUGCGCCGUAUACAUCCAGCAUAUUCUGGAAGAAUGUACGAUUACAACUGCACCAUCCGUGGCAUCAUGGCAAAAG